AUGAGAGAAAGAUAUCAUGAGGAUAAAAAAGAACAUAAAAAAAGUGUAAAGGAAAAAGUCAAAAAAGAACCUAUAAAUGAAUUAGUGAAUGAGAAAAAAGCGAAACAAUUACAUCGACAUAAACAAAUGGAUGAUCCACAUAUAGAAGCUAAUAAAUUAAAGCGACACAAGAAGAAAAAUGUUGACAAAUCACAAUCACCACAUGCGCGUCAUCAUCGAAAAGUUACACGUGAUUAUGUUGAAUCACCUGACAGUACCUUACGUGAAGUAAGCGAUAUUAGAUAA
Molecule: messenger RNA, 285 nt
Organism: Loa loa (African eye worm)
Lineage: Eukaryota; Metazoa; Nematoda; Chromadorea; Rhabditida; Onchocercidae
Exons: 3
Coding region: 1-285 (94 amino acids)
Source: RefSeq, a predicted model, not a curated record